UCCCAGGUGGCCUUCGUCCAGCGGCCCCGCCAGAACACCAGCAGCAGCUCUGAGUUCAUGUUCGAGUUUGACGACGACGAGAUCUUCCACGUCGACCUCCAGCAGAAGCAGACCGUCUGGCGCCUGCCGGAGUUCGGGGAGGUCACCAGCUUCCAGGCCGAGGGGGCCCAGGGCAACAUCGCCGUGCUCCGCUCCAACCUGGAUAUCCUCAUCAAGCGGUCCAACGAGACGCCCGCCACCAACGUGCCUCCAAAACUGAUGGUGUACCCGGAGAAGGCGGUGGAAGUGGGGGAGCCCAACAUUCUGAUCUGCAUGGCGGACGAUUUCUCUCCCCCCGUGCUGAAGAUGUCCUGGCUCAAGAACGGGCAGCCGGUGACGGACAGAGUGCAGACCAUGGAUUACUACCCCAAGAAGAACAACGCCUUCCGCAGGUUCUCCUACCUGCCCUUCAUCCCGACCCUGCAGGACGACUAUACCUGCCAGGUGGAGCACUGGGGGCUGAAACAGCCCCUGGCGAAGAUUUGGAAUCCCAACAUCCCGGAGCCCCUCCCGGAGACAACCGAGAAUGUGGUGUGUGCGCUGGGCCUGGCUGUGGGUAUUAUCGGCAUUGUGACUGGCACCAUCCUGGGGGUGAAGAGCAAGAGGAAGAACGAGGCUACCUACCGUCGGGGAGCCCUGUGAGCAGGGUUGGGGCAGGCUCGGCUCCUCCCGUGAGCUGCAUUUCCACGUGCGCUGCCCGCUUCCCUCUCCUGCUUUUCUGACACCUGCGAUGAUGCCAGAGUAACCCAGGAGGAGGAGCGCUCUGCCCCCUUGCCCAGGUGCUUCUCGGGGGGAGGCCUUGUGCCCUUCCCGCCUCCCUCGUCAGGGGUCCCAGCCUGUCCGGGACGUCCCCUCCAGGCAACCUCCGACUGCAUCGGGUCUUAGCUGCUGCCCCGCGCCGCGAGCUCCCAUGUUCCAGCCGCUGCCUGCUGGCUCUGCUUGCUCUGCUUGACCAGAUUGCUUGGCCUGGAUUCAGAGCUUGGCCGGACAGAGAUUUGGCCAAGGGCUCUUCCCUGCGCUGUCUGUAGAAUGAGAAAGUUGCUUUCGCGAGGGCCUUCCUCCUCCAACCUCAUCGAACUC
This is a messenger RNA of Python bivittatus (Burmese python), 1119 nucleotides long. The record is from RefSeq and is a predicted model, not a curated record. Lineage: Eukaryota; Metazoa; Chordata; Lepidosauria; Squamata; Pythonidae.